Molecule: messenger RNA, 1083 nt
Organism: Chionomys nivalis (European snow vole)
Lineage: Eukaryota; Metazoa; Chordata; Mammalia; Rodentia; Cricetidae
Gene: Cmklr2
Product: chemerin chemokine-like receptor 2
Exons: 1
Coding region: 1-1083 (360 amino acids)
Biological process (GO): complement receptor mediated signaling pathway; positive regulation of cytosolic calcium ion concentration; phospholipase C-activating G protein-coupled receptor signaling pathway
Cellular component (GO): plasma membrane
Molecular function (GO): complement receptor activity; G protein-coupled receptor activity
Source: RefSeq, a predicted model, not a curated record
AUGGAAGUCUCAAAGGAAGCAUUAUUUGAGGAAUUUGAGAACUAUUCCUAUACCUUAGAAUACUACUCACCGGAGUCUGCUUCAGAGGAGAAGACGCAUCUGGGAAUUGUUCACUGGGUCUCACUGCUGUUGUAUGUCCUAGCAUUUGUUCUGGGAAUUCCAGGAAAUGCCAUUGUCAUCUGGCUCAUGGGAUUUAAGUGGAAGAAGACAGUCACUACUCUCUGGUUCCUCAAUCUGGCCAUUGCAGAUUUCAUUUUCGUUCUCUUCCUGCCCCUGUAUGUCUCCUAUGUGGCCUUGAGUUUCCACUGGCCUUUUGGCCUGUGGCUCUGCAAGGCUAAUUCCUUCAUUGCCCAGCUGAACAUGUUUUCCAGUGUUUUCUUCCUGACAGUGAUCAGCCUGGACCACUAUUUCUGCUUGAUCCAUCCUGUCUCAUCUCAGCGGCACCGAACGCUAAAGAACUCACUGGUCGUUGUUCUAUCUGUCUGGCUUUUGGCUUUCCUGCUUGGAGGUCCUAGCCUGUACUUCCGCGACACUGUGGAAGUCAAUAACCACAUCAUUUGUUAUAACAAUUUCCAGGAGCAUGGCCAUGACCUCACCUUGAUAAGACACCACGUUCUGACCUGGGUUAAAUUCCUUUUUGGCUACCUUUUCCCUCUGCUGACAAUGAGCUUCUGCUAUUUGUGUCUCAUCUUCAAGGUGAAGAAGCGAAGCCUCCCCAUGUCCCGUAAGCAUUUCUGGACAGUCCUGUCUGUAGUCAUUGCCUUCGUGGUCUGCUGGACUCCUUAUCACCUCUUUAGUCUUUGGGAACUCACCAUCUACCACGACAGCUCUUUCCAGCACGUGCUGCAUCAGGCAGUCCCUGUCUCUACUGGCUUGGCUUUCCUCAAUAGUUGCCUGAAUCCCAUCCUCUACGUUCUAAUUAGCAAGAAGUUCCAAGCCCACUUCCGGGUCUCUGUUGCUGAGGUACUAAAGCAUUCGUUGUGGGAAGUCAACGGCCCUGGCACAGCCAGUGAACAGCUCAAGAGCCUGUCUUCCCUAGAAACAGACCGUGUUCCCAGAAACCAGCAUGGAUUCUUCACGUGA